Molecule: messenger RNA, 2490 nt
Organism: Colletotrichum truncatum
Lineage: Eukaryota; Fungi; Ascomycota; Sordariomycetes; Glomerellales; Glomerellaceae
Product: 37s ribosomal protein rsm22
Biological process (GO): translation
Cellular component (GO): mitochondrial small ribosomal subunit
Molecular function (GO): methyltransferase activity; structural constituent of ribosome
Source: RefSeq, a predicted model, not a curated record
AUGUUAUCCGCAGGUGGUCUCAGGAGCGCCUGUCCUAGCUGUCGAGCUCGACUCUUGAGCUUGUCAGGUCAGCAUCUCACCGGCGCAUCUCUUGCGGGACGACCGACCCCUUCGAGCUACUCACGGCAAAGCAUCCUAGCUGCACCGCGAUCAGUGCUACGACCUACCAAUCGAAGAAAUCUUACGACAACCUCACGCCAACUUCUGGACUCCGAAUCGAAUGGCAAGGGGCUUGGCGACUUGGCACGUACUGCCGAUAUCGAAACAGUUGUUCGCGAGGCAAAACAGAGAUUUCGCGACACCUUGCCCAAGGGCUAUCUCACGGAGGAAGAGUACAGGCUAUACGAGCGAUGGUACGGGCCGCCGCUAAGGGAAACAUCACCGGAAGAUGUUGGAAUAGAGUAUCUGAACGAGGUGGUGUCUGAGGCCAGCGUGCGACGUGAUGGUUCUUCAGAGCCGGCCCUCCUUCGACAGGUUGAGGGUGGCGCAUACGAAGAGGUGUCGUACCCUCGGAAAGGAGCAGCAUCACAAACACCGAACAAGAUUCUCGGCGACAUCAUCGAAGAUAACAUCACAUCGGAUAUUUCAACCGAAGUCGAGCCCCCCGAGGAGAUCAAGCCCGAGGAGCGGGAAAACUACAUCAACAUUGUGGCGAGAAACAAGAGGGAGUACGAUGCGCUCAUGAAACUGCAGAAGGAUUUCGAGGCAAAUGCCCGUGCUUCUCAGGACAUGGAGAGAGCACAGGCGGAAGAGGAGGCGGAGGAUAUGAGGGACGAGGAGCGGGAGUUUGAUGAGGACGAGGAGGACUUUGAAGAGGGAGAGGAUGGGAUCCAGGACCAGGGGCUUUCCAAACGUUCGGGUCGCAUGCAUCCCCUUUCGAGAGAAGGUCACUUCUCGACAAACCCGAGCACGGUCAGCUUGCCAUAUGUUGGAUAUAUCGCACCUGUUACGACAAUGCUCGGCAGGACGGACAUCAAGCAUGUACAGGAGGCUGCGGAGAAGGCAUUCGGUGGCCCUGGCCUGCCCUAUUCCCCUGCAACGCCUGCUUCCAAGAUGAACCUACCUCAGCAGCCUGUCGGCAUGGCGGUCUGGCAAGCCAAGAUGUCAGACAUCGACGCCGAUGCGUUUGUGUCGACGUUCUUGCCACCCGCCUACGGAUCAGCCAUGGCCAGUCUGGUGGAGGUCCGCAAGCGUCUGGGUACGGACUGGAUGCGCAAGCUUUUCGAACGGGGCGACGGCGAGGGGCCCCGUGUUCUGGAUGUAGGCGGCGGCGGAGCUGGUCUUUUGGCGUGGCAAGAUGUUGUCCGCGCCGAGUGGGACGCCAUGAAGGCCCGCGGCGAGGUUUCCGGACGUAACCCACCCGGAAAGCAGAGCGUCGUCAUUGGUGCUGAAAAGCUGAGACUACGCGUUUCCAAGUUCCUGCAAAACACGAGCUUCCUACCUCGGCUGCCGGAUUACCUGCACUCCGUAGAGAACCAGCACUUGCACGUUGAUGCCAACGAGACGCCGCAGCCCAGGAAGAUGUACGACAUUAUCAUCGCGUCGCAUCUGCUGCUGCCCGUUAAGGAAGGCCACAGACGCAAGGCCAUUCUAAACAACAUCUGGUCCCUCCUCAACCCCGACGGUGGUGUUCUUAUCAUUUUGGAAAAGGGCCAACCUCGCGGCUUCGAAGCCGUCGCCGACAUACGCGACCGCUUGCUCGACGAAUUCUUCAUUCCUCCUGGAGGCGAGGAAAUGAAGAUUGACGACGAGGACCACAAGCCAACCUUUGAAAGAGUCAAGGAGCCGGGCAUGAUUAUCGCGCCCUGCACUAAUCACCGAAAAUGCCCAAUGUACCUCACGCCAGGCAAGAGUAAGGGACGAAAGGACUAUUGCCAUUUCACCCAACGCUUCGUCCGUCCCCCAUUCCUCCAAAGGAUCAUGGGCGCAACGCACCGAAACCACGACGAUGUGCAAUUUAGCUACGUCGCCGUCCAGCGCGGCGUUCCGGCCAAGGAGGGUCCUCUCGCGGGAGACCAAGCCACCAAGCGCGCAUUCGAGGGCUACGAGAAUUCCGAGACGGCACCCGACAUGCUCUCCCUGCCCCGCCAGAUCCUCCCGCCCAUCAAACGCCGCGGACACGUCACCCUCGACGUGUGCACGCCCUCUGCGCACAUUGAGCGGUGGACGGUGCCCAAGAGCUUCAGCAGACAGGCGUACCACGACGCGCGGAAGGCGAAAUGGGGAGACCUGUGGGCUCUCGGGGCCAAGACACGCAUGCGCCGCAGUGUGCGACUGGGCAAGGCCGAGAUUGAAGACGACGGUGGCGUGAGAGCUCAGCGGGCGAAGGCGGCGAGCAGCAAGAAGGAGAAGGUGGUCGAGGUUGGCAUCAACGAGCGCGGUGUCAUUGGUAACCCCGACACCCUCGCCAAGGGACAGCAGGCCAGACGGAAGGGCACGAGGCAGAGCACUCUCCAGGAGUUGAAGAAGCAGAUGCAGCAAGAGGAGUAG